Molecule: messenger RNA, 566 nt
Organism: Rubroshorea leprosula
Lineage: Eukaryota; Viridiplantae; Streptophyta; Magnoliopsida; Malvales; Dipterocarpaceae
Source: the annotation of a GenBank genome assembly
GUUGGUUUGAGUGGAAGGAGCUCAGUUGCCUUUAAGCAUGGUUUCAAGUUCAAGUUUUGUAAAUGAAAAAACAGCUGCUGGAAGAACUUCCCUCUUUAUGGGGUUUAACGCAGCUCAAUUCCGAAUUAGUCAAGACCCAAUGUGGUUGAUAGAUACUGAGAGACAUGGAUGAAGCAAAUUUGAUGAUUUCCAUAGAACCUCAAGGAGAGGCCUUCAACGUUGGAGAAACUAGGAAAUUUUAUUACUUUCAUAUUCCUUUUGAUUGUGCUGGCAUUCCUUGGAUGUCUUCUGGAAUAGUUGGAAAUGUAGGCAACGUGGGGUUGGGCAGUUCAGGCAAUUCAGGUCUUAGGAUAGAUGAAAAUUCAGGAAAUGGUGGCAACUCCACCUCAGUAAGUGGUGGAAGCUCAGGCAAUUCAGGCCUAGGGAGUUCAAGCAACUCAGGAACAAGAUGCUUAGGUAUCUCUGGCAAGGUGAUGUCCAAAUGAGGCUAGAUGUCCAAAAGAUGCCUAGCCUCAACACUAAAGCCAUGUCCGUUUGUAGACCAUACCACCAACAAAAGUGGCAAG